CCUCUACACAACCUAGGGCUUUACCCCCGUACAACCUUCAUCACCGUAUACUACAUAAAAGAAACCAGCACAAAACCCUAAUCCACCCGCGCGCGCACGGAGCUCAACGAAAAUGGUGAAGUUUUUGAAACAGAACAAGGCAGUGGUCCUCCUGCAGGGGCGGUUUGCCGGCCACAAAGCCACCAUCGUGAAGAACUUCGAUGACGGCACCCGCGACCGCCCCUACGGUCAUUGCCUGGUCGCCGGUAUUGCCAAGUACCCUAGCAAGGUCAUCCGCAAGGACUCCGCCAAGAAGCAGGCCAAGAAGUCGCGCGUGAAGGCUUUUGUCAAAGUCGUCAACUAUAACCACAUCAUGCCUACGCGCUAUACGCUAGAUGUCGACCUCAAGGACAUCGUCGCUGCUGAAUCGCUCUUCUCACGUGACAAGAAGGUGACGGCCUGUAAGGAGAUCAAAGCCCGAUUGGAAGAGAGGUUCAAGACUGGCAAGAAUCGAUGGUUUUUCUCUAAACUCAGAUUCUGAGGUGGAAAAAUGAUAAGAUAUUGUGUUUUUUGUUAUUUGGAAGAUUUACUGUGUUUGAUUUAAAUUUUAUUGCUAGAUAUUUUAACUGUUGGUUUUGAUUGAGCUGAUUUUGGUUAUAAAUAUUAUCCAUUUUUAAAUUGUUUUUUAAUACAUUAUAAUUCAUGUAGUUGGUGAAAUACAUUGAUCAGGUUCGAAUUGAUUCCGUGGUUAUGAAUUUGUUCUUGUUUUGGAUGAUUGUAUCCAUAUUGAUUAUUAAA
Olea europaea var. sylvestris is the source of this 777-nucleotide messenger RNA. RefSeq names its product 60S ribosomal protein L27-3-like. Gene Ontology annotation, biological process: translation. Gene Ontology annotation, molecular function: structural constituent of ribosome. Lineage: Eukaryota; Viridiplantae; Streptophyta; Magnoliopsida; Lamiales; Oleaceae. The transcript has a single exon. The record is from RefSeq and is a predicted model, not a curated record. Gene Ontology annotation, cellular component: cytosolic large ribosomal subunit; ribosome. The coding region runs from base 113 to 520 and encodes 135 amino acids.